Molecule: messenger RNA, 6798 nt
Organism: Miscanthus lutarioriparius
Lineage: Eukaryota; Viridiplantae; Streptophyta; Magnoliopsida; Poales; Poaceae
Source: the annotation of a GenBank genome assembly
AUGGAUCCAGGAAAAUCAAUAGAUGAUAAAUUCAGCAAGUUGCAUCCAAGUUUGCCAGUAGACACCAGAAUUGGCAUAGUUGGAGCAGGGCCAAGCGGCUUAUCAGCAGCGUUUGCACUAGCUAAGCUAGGAUAUCACAAUGUAACUGUGUUUGAGAAAUGCCAUAAUGUUUCAGGGAUGUGCGAGUCCAUUGAUAUUGAGGGAAGGACAUAUGAUCUGGGAGGACAAGUUAUAGCAGCAAACAGUGCCCCUGUUAUAACUCACCUGGCAAAGGAACUAGGCUCUGAAUUUGAAGAAAUGGAUACACACAAGCUUGCUCUGAUUGACAGCCAAACAGGAAACAUUAGAGAUCUUGAAGUUGCUGAGGACUAUGUAUCCAUGGACGAGGCAAAUAGGUCUGGACGAGUGGGAAUUCAUGCAGUUAGUGGAUUGGCCUCAGAUCCAACUCUUGACUUUUUGAAGCAGCAUGGAAUAAGUUCAAUGCCAAAAUCUGUAGUAUAUGGUUACACUGCUUCUGGCUAUGGUUUUGUUCAAGACAUGCCCUAUGCUUUCAUACAUGAGUUUACUAGAACCUCUAUGGCUGGCAAGAUCCGACGUUUCAAGCAUGGUUACAUGAGCUUGUGGGAGAAACUUAGUCGUUCAUUACCAUUUGAAAUUCUUUGUGGCACGGAGGUUCUCAGAGUCAAGCGUGACAACUGUGUCGCAAGUGUAACCAUCAAGAAUAUCAAUGAUGAUGUAGAAGUUAGGGAGUUUGAUAAAAUUAUAUUGUCAGGUGCUCUUCCUUUCAAGAAUGGGAAAACAUAUCGAUCUUUGAGUAUGACUGAUGGAGAAAAUGAAGUGGUAGAACUGAAUGAUCUUGAAAGAGAGCUAUUCAGUAAGGUACGGACGAUUGACUACUAUACAACUGUUGUUAAGAUUGAAGGAUUUCAGCACAUGCCAAAGGGCUUUUUCUACUUUGGGGAAUACAUGGAGGAUCCAACAACAGUAGGGCAUCCAGUGGCAAUGCAAAGAUUCUUUGCUGACACAAAUAUUUUCUUGUUCUGGUCUUAUGGGAAUUCAGUAGACAUCAAGGAGUCAUAUGUGGCUAAAUGUGUAACCAAUGUUGUGACAUCUAUGGGAGGAACUGUGCAGAGAGUGCUUUUACAGCGGCGAUUCAAAUAUUUCCCUCAUGUCAGCAGUGAAGACAUGAAAAAUGGAUUCUACGAGAAGGUGGAGUCUCAGUUGCAAGGCUUUCAGAACACUUACUUUGUUGGAGGUCUGCUAGCGUUUGAGCUAACUGAAAGAAAUGCGUUAUACUCCAUCUCAGCUGUUUGUAAACACUUUGCCAUUGCCAGUGAGAUACCAAUGGUUCCUUAUGUUAAGAGACUUUUUCCUCUAUCCAAAGGAAAUCCUUCACCUCCUAGACAUAUUGGUGAGCUUGAAGGAGUUGAAUUCCCCCAUCUUCCAUCCCUGGAUGGAUAUUUACAAUACUGGGGAACUCAUAGAGUCACUGCAGAGAAGGUUAUCUACACUUGGAUCAACGAAGAAGGGAAGAUCGUGAAUCGUAGAACCUACCAGGAGCUUCAUGAUAAUGCAUCUUACAUUGCAUAUAGGCUAUUGACAAGCACAAAGCCUAUUAUCAAGCCUGGUGACAGAGUUCUUCUUAUUCAUCUACCUGGUUUGGAGUUUGUUGAUGCAUUCUUUGGAUGCAUCAGAGCAGGAGUUAUACCAGUCCCAGUUUUGCCCCCUGACCCAAUGCAAAGGGGUGGGCAAGCACUUCUGAAAGUUGAGAAUGUCUCUAAGGUGUGCAAUGCUGUGGCAAUUCUAUCCACCUCUUCAUACCAUGCUGUUGUACGUGCAGGCUAUAUCAAGAAUAUUGUCACUCUAGCAAAGAGUGCUCAGAAAUUCUCAGCUCAGUGGCCUGACCUCCCAUGGAUUCACACUGACUCAUGGAUUAAGAACUAUCGACGAAGUCCAGACAGUUUCAACUCAGAAAGUGUUGUGCCUAUGAUUACCAAGCCCCAGCCAAGUUCCACUGGUGACGCCAAGGGUGUGAUGAUAACACAUGGUGGACUAAUCCACAAUGCGAAGAUGAUGAAGGAGCGAUAUAGAAGGCCAAACUUUGCAUUUGAAUUGGUUACAAGACGGCUUGAGGCUGAGAAAAACAAAAUGUAUGACCUCUCUUCAAUGAUCUUCCUCAUGAUUGCCGCAGAGCCAGUGAGGCAAAAAACUGUCAAAAGGUUCAUAGAGUUGACUCAACCUUUGGGCUUUUCUGAAGGUGUACUUGCUCCUGGAUAUGGCCUGGCUGAGAAUUGUGUCUAUGUUAGCUGUGCUUUUGGUGAAUGCAAGCCCAUUUUUAUAGACUGGCAGGGAAGAAUAUGUUGUGGGUAUGUUGAUCCAAAUGAUGCAGAUGUUGUGAUCAAAAUUGUUGAUCCAGACUCUUUGACAGAGCAUCAAGAGGAUGGUGCUGAGGGUGAGAUAUGGAUCAGCAGUUCUAGUUCUGGAGUUGGUUAUUGGAACAAUAAGGAAACAAGCCAGAGAACCUUUUGCAAUUGUCUCAAGAAUUACCCUAACAUAAAGUUUACAAGAACUGGUGAUUUAGGACGGAUCAUUGAUGAUGUAGAGAAGACAGUGGAAGGUUCUUCUGAUGUUCUUCGACCAGGCUGUUGUGCUGUUGUUGGUGUUCCUGAGGAAGUUUUAACCCAGAAAGGCAUCUCAAUCCCUGAUUCUUCUGAUCAGGUUGGACUUGUCGUGAUCGCUGAGGUUAGGGAGGGUAAAGUAGCCUCUGAAGAGAUUGCAGACAGCAUCAGAACACAUGUAGCCGAGGAGCAUGGUGUAACUAUUGCAUCUAUCAAGCUUAUCAAGCCUAGAACCAUAUCCAAGACAACAUCUGGGAAAAUACGGAGAUUUGAAUGCAUGAAGCAAUUUGUUGAUAAUACUCUUAGCUUAGCAAGUGGUAAUCAUAUAUCUAACAAGAAGUCUCUUUUUCGGUCUCUCACUACAGGAACUGGCAUGGAAAUCAGGAGACCUUUCUUGAAGCACGCUGUUGAUCCUACCAUUCACCCUCAGCCUAGAAGCAAAGUGAAAAAAUUCAUGGAGAUUGUUGAGUUUUUAACGCAGUUAGUAUCUGAUCGAACAGGUAUUUCAAAGGAUAAAAUUUCCCCAAAUGACAGCCUACCUUCUUAUGGUUUUGACUCGAUUGCAGUGGUCCGAGCAGCACAAAAGCUCUCAGAUUUUCUUGGUACACCUGUUGGAGCAAUUGACAUCUUUACUGCGAGCAGCAUUUCAGAGCUUGCUAACUCCUUGGAGAAUCUGGUGCUUAAGUCACAACCACAGCUGGCACCUCAGCCUAGAAGCAAAGUGAAAAGGUCCAGUGAGAUUAUUGAGUUUCUAACACAGAUAGUAUCAGAUCAAGCAGGCAUUCCAAAGGACAAAAUUUCUCCAACUGAUAGUCUACCUUCUUACGGUUUUGAUUCAAUUGCAGUGGUCCGAGCUGCUCAGAAGCUCUCAGAUUUUCUUGGUAUUCCUGUUGGAGCCAUUGACAUUUUUACAGCAAGCGGUAUUGCUGAGCUUGCCAGCUUCUUGGAGAAUUUGGCGCGCAAGUCACAACCACAGUUAGAACCUGAUGUAUCUCACUCCGCUGAAGAUGAGAAUCUAGUUAUCACAGAUGCCACUAGUUUAGAUCUUAGCGUGUUUGCUACUGGGACCCUCCAACUCCUGGCUCUUACUUAUGUCUGUUUUAUCCUGCUACUCCCAGCAUAUCUCGCAAGCUCGAUGUACAUGAGCAUAUCUUCAGUCAGUCUGGUGAAAUCAUCACUACUGAGCUAUCUUAGUUCUUUGGUCUUGGCACCUAUUGCAUGGAUCUGCUAUGCCUUGUUCACUUCAUUAUCCCUGUCUACCUUGGGGAAGCCAUUCCUUCAGCCAAAUUAUGUUUUAACCCCUGAUAUUUCGAUAUGGUCGGUUGACUUUGUGAAAUGGUGGGCACUAAACAAGGCACAAUCAUUAGCAGCAAAGAUGCUAGCUGUGCAUCUAAAGGGCACAGUCUUCUUGAAUUAUUGGUUCAAGAUGCAAGGAGCUCGGAUUGGUUCACAUGUUGUCAUUGAUACGGUAGACAUCACUGACCCAUCCUUACUAGCAGUCGCAGAUGGUGCAGUGAUCGCAGAAGGUGUUCUCAUUCAGAGCCAUGAAGUCCGUAAUGAAGUGCUGAGUUUCAGGCAUAUCAAGAUUGGUCAGAAGGCAUCAAUUGGCCCUUAUGCGGUGAUCCAGAAGGGAACUGUUGUGCAUGGUGGCGCUGUCGUUCCACCAUUGCAAAAGACUGAGCAAGCGAAAUCAGCAUAUCCUCCUAGCGGAGCUUCUGCGUACAUGAAGGACGAAGCAGGGACAGCAAACAUGGCAUUUGAACACCUCGUUAGCAUCUAUGCAGUUGGCUUCUUGGGUGCUUUAUCAGGUGCAACAGUCUUCAUGUUGUACACCCACUUUUCAGGCACCACGGCUUCGCUUCAGCACUUCUCCUUUGCAUGUGUUGCUGGUGCUUUCCAUUGGUUGCCAGCUGUCAUUGCCGCUUAUGCUGUGAUUGUCCAGGAGACAACCAAGAGCCCAGUGGAAUUUGCUCUCUUCAUUGCCUUCGCCUACUUAAGUUAUGGGAUCAUUGUUAGUCUUCUCACCAGUGUCACCAACAAAGCUCUUGCUACAAGGUCAGGGACCAAGAAGAAGGAUAUGGCAAGUUUGAUCCAGCAGCGCAUAACCAUCGCCGCACACCUCAGAUUUGCAAAGAUGAUAUCGGGUGAUUUCUGCAAUAUUGUUCCAGGGUUCUACUCAAAGGGGUUUACCAGUGCAGAGAUUAAGGUCCAGGACAACACUGUGGUUGGCAGUGGCAGCUUGCUCCUUCCUGGCUCUGUCCUCCAAGAGAAUGUCAUCCUGGGAGCACUAUCUGUCGCCCCACAGGGUUCGGUUCUCCUUCAAGGUGGCGUCUAUGUCGGGGCGCAGUCUCUGACCUUGGUGAAGAACACCUUGCUCACAGAAGAUGAACGGAUUGCAGAGAUGGACCCGAUGUAUAAGAAGAUUGUUGGGAACCUUGCGGCGAACCUGGCCAUCACUACCAUGAACGUCAAGUCAAGAUACUUCCACCGCAUUGGCGUCAGCGGGCGGGGGGUCCUGAGGAUGUACCAAGAUAUACCUUCGCUGCCCAAGCACAAGAUAUUUGGCGCCGGCAAGUCUUUCCCGGUGAUUGUCCGGCACAGCAACAGCCUCAGCGCAGAUGACGACGCAAGGCUCGACGCUCGUGGCGCAGCAGUGCGGAUCCUCUCGGAUGACGGCGAGGUGCCUCUUCUUGACCUCACACUGAAGAGUGGAAAGGCGUUCUACGCGCGCACAAUCGCCGACUUCGCCACCUGGCUUGUCUGUGGCCUGCCGGCGAGGGAAGAGCAAGUGAAGCGUGCACCGCACAUCCGCGACGCCGUCUGGGGCUCGUUGCGGAACACCGACUCGUACACCAUGCUUCAUUACUACUCAAACAUAUGCCGGCUGCUGCGGUUCGAGGACGGUAGGCAGAUGUACGCAAAGUUCAAGCUUCGUCCUGCGGACCAAGGCAUCUCGGAGGACUCCGGCCAAGUGGUGCCGCGUGGCAUCCUGCCACCGGAAACUGGUGCGAUCGCGAGGGACGAGGGUGACACACGCCCGCUGCUCUUCCUCGCUGACGACUUCCGCCGGAAGGUGCAGUCUCCCGAGGGGGUGCGCUAUGUCUUCCAGCUGCAGCUCAGGGAUGUCCCUGCUGACAGCGCCGCUCGCGACAUCGCUCUAGACUGCACACGGCCUUGGGACGAGGCCGAGUUCCCGUACAUCGAAGUCGGAGAGAUAAGCAUUGGCAGCAAUCUCCCAGCAGAGGAGACGGAGAAGCUCGAGUUCAACCCGUUCCUGCGGUGCCAAGAGGUGGACGUGAUCUCGGCGACGUCCUGCAAGCAGAGCGCGUCCAUCGACCAUGGGCGCUCGCUGGUCUACGAGAUCUGCCAGCGCGUGCGAAAUGGCGAGCCACUGCCGGCCUCGUGGCGAGCGUUCCUCGAGCAGUCAGACACCAAGAUCGACUUGUCAGGCUGUCCGGUCAUCGCGGCGACGCGCUCAAGCUCGGACGUCCAUCAAGCCACCAAGGUGACGCUGGCUCGGACAUGGUACCAGGCGCUCUGGGCCACGCUGUGCCAGCCACUGCUGCAGACUCUCCUGCCGUACUUCGUCGUGGGACUAGUCAUCUUCCUCCCCCUCCGUGGCCUCCUCGCCUCCACGGCCACCGGCAUGCCACUCUACUGGACUCUGCCCAUCUUCUGGGCCAUGUCAGGCGUCGCCGCGAUGGGUGCCUGUGCCGCAGCGAAGUGGGCCCUGGUUGGCAGGCGGGCCGACGGUGACACGGUGCACAUCUGGUCGCCGCCCGUGUUCCUGGACACGAUCUGGCAGGCCGUGCGCACGGCGACCGCGGAGUACUUCGCGGAGCUUACUCCCGGGUCCGUGCUGUUCGCUGGGUGGAUGCGGGCGAUGGGCGCAUCCGUGGCCGUGUCCGGUGGCGUGUACGUGGACUCCAUGGGCGCGCUGCUGAACCCGGAGAUGGUGCACCUGGAGCGCGGUGCAAGCGUGGGGCGGGACGCGCUGCUGUUUGGCCACGUGUACGAGGGCGAGGGCGGGGAGGUGAAGUUUGGCAGGGUCCACGUGGGCGAGGAUGGGUUCGUCGGCAGCCGCGCGGUGGCCAUGCCGGGCGUCAGGGUCGACGACGGCGGCUGCCUCGGUGCCCUGCGGCUGGCCAUGAAGGAGGAGAUCGUGAUGAACAGGAUGUAG